AUGAGUGGUAGUAAGAAGCAUGGUGCUGCUCCUACAGUGGAGCAAAUAAAUGCUGAUGUGCUGACUCAGCUUGCAAGCCUCUAUUGGGCACCUCACAGUACUUUACCAAGAAAGUCAUAUGACCCUAAGGUUAUUGAAGACAUAUAUAAAAAAGAGUUGCUUGGUUCCAAGUUUGCUAUACGAAGAGUUAUGUUGCUUGAGUUCAGUCAAUAUCUGGAGAAUUAUUUGUGGCCAAACUUCAAUCCAGAACAAACUUCACAGGCUCACUGUCUCAGCAUUGCUGUUAUGAUUAAUGAGAAAUUCAGAGAAAAGGUUCCAGCAUGGCAGGUUUUUAAGAAGAACCCAGAUCAUUUCCCGGCAUUCUUCAGAAAAGUGUUAGACCUGAGUGUGGCUGAUGAGAGUACAAUUUCCAUUAGAGAACAGAGUGUUCUGAUGUCAUUCAUUAUACACUGUUUUAAUAGUUUGGGCCGACUUGAGCAGGAGCUAAAAACGCAUCCAAAAUAUAAAAAGUUUUGGGGAAUAAUUAAAAAAAAUGACAGCAAGGCUGAUGACAAAGCUCUAGCAAGGUUGAAUUUUGAAAGAAGAUUUGUUGCAAAAAUCAUCGACCAUUUUUUCACUAUCCUAAAUUCAAUACCAGAAAAAGGUGAGGUGUCAAUGCAGAAAGUACAUUACUGUGAAAGAUUCCUUGAACUCCUGAUUGAUAUGGAGUCACUGUUGCCAGCACGUCGAUUCUUCAAUACAGUUCUGGAUAAUGCACACUUAGUUGUAAAAUGUAGAAUGUCUAAUCUAUCCCAACGAAAGGAAGGACGACUAUUUAAUCAAUUGCUAAAUGUGUUGAAGUUCUAUGCUGGAUUUGAGAUAGAUGAGAGAUCUGGUGAAGCUCUUACUGAUCACGAUAUGACUAAUAUACACUAUGAUAGAAUAACAUCAUUACAGAGGGGGGCAUUCAAGUAUUUUCCAGAGCUGAAGAAAUUCUCUAUGGCAAAUGUUGGUAGUAUUGAUACAAGAGAUAAGCUUUUAGCUCAUUUUGAACCACUUAGUACUGAAAAACUGCAUGAAAUCGCCGCAUAUCUGAAUCUGGUUCCACCGUUUGAAUCUGACGAGAAAUUUGAAAAGGAAUUCCUACUUGAGUUGCUGGUUUCCAGGCAUGAGAGGAGAGCGUCCCAAUUACAAGAACUGAAUGAGAUGCCAUUGUACCCCACAGAAGAAGUAUUAUGGGAUGAGAACAUAGUACCUACACAGUUCUUUUCUGGUGAAGACUGCCUUGCACUGCCCAAACUCAAUUUACAGUUUCUGACACUACAUGACUAUCUGUUGAGAAAUUUUAAUUUAUUCAGACUGGAAUCUACUUAUGAAAUUCGACAAGAUGUUGAAGAUUCAGUCAGUCGUUUGAAACCUUGGCUAGCUGAAGACGGUAAUAUGGUAUUUGGAGGUUGGGCAAGAAUGGCUUUGCCUAUCACUACAUUUUCUGUGGUUGAGGUUGCAAAACCAAAUAUUGGUGAGAAUCAUCCAUCUCAAGUACGAGCUGAUAUCACUGUGGUUUUGAACUUGAGAUCAGAAAUUAGAACAGAAUGGGAAGGUCUGAGAAAACAUGAUGUUGCCUUUGUAAUAACUGUACGUCCCACUAGGCAAUAUGGCACUAAGUACAAGGAGAAGGAACCAUUUAUACAACAGGUGGGGCUUACAUAUAUAAGAGGGUGUGAGAUUGAAGGCCUCCUGGACGACAGUGGAAAUGUCAUUGAGGAAGGAAUUGAACCUCGUCCAGAACUCAAAGGUCAAACACGUACAUAUCGUGUUUGGUUGGAUCCCAAUCAAUAUCAACAAGACAUGGCAAAGACAGCCACUGGAGAUGAGGAUGUCUACGAAACAUUCAAUAUUAUAAUGAGAAGGAAACCUAAAGAGAAUAAUUUCAAGGCUGUCUUGGAAACAAUCCGUGAUUUAAUGAACACUGAAUGUGUCGUUCCUGACUGGUUACACGAUAUAAUAUUGGGAUAUGGUGAUCCUGGUGCAGCACAUUAUUCAAAAAUGGAUUCUGCUGUGUCCACCUUGGAUUUUGUAGAUACGUUUUUGAACGUACAUCAUCUGAAAUCUAGUUUUCCUGAAUAUGAGAUCAAAGUCACUACAGAGGACCCAGCUUCUCAAAAACCACCUUUCAAAGUGACAUUCCCUGCUAAAAAAUCUGGGAAAAAACGAAAAAAAGGUGACACUGAUGAUAAAGUGGCUGAAGAGAAACAGAAACUACAGCUGGUAGUUGAACCAUACUCAAUUCCUAAUAGAGGUCCAUAUCCAUUUAACCAGCCUAAGAAGAAUGCCAUUCAUUUUACACCCACUCAAAUUGAAGCUAUAAAAGCAGGCAUGCAGCCUGGACUCACAAUGGUGGUUGGUCCUCCAGGUACUGGUAAAACUGAUGUAGCAGUGCAGAUCAUUUCCAAUAUCUAUCAUAAUUUUCCUGAUCAAAGAACUUUGAUUGUGACACACUCUAAUCAGGCAUUAAAUCAACUGUUUGAAAAGAUCAUAGCCUUAGAUAUUGACGAGCGUCAUCUGCUACGUCUUGGACAUGGUGAAGAAGCGCUGGAAACUGAAAAAGAUUUCUCACGAUAUGGUCGUGUGAAUUUUGUCUUAGCUAGAAGAUUGGAGCUGCUGAAGGAAGUAGCAAGACUACAAGAAAGCUUAGGAGUUCCAGGUGAUGUAUCUUACACAUGUGAAACUGCUGGACAUUUCUUUCUCUAUCAGGUGUUGUCAAGGUGGGAGAAAUAUACAAGUAAAAUCAAAAGCAGCAGAGAUGUGAAAAACAUUCAGGAGGAUUUCCCAUUUGAACAAUUCUUCUCAAAUGCCCCACAGCCAAUAUUCCAUGGAAAAUCUUAUGAAGAAGACAUGGAUAUAGCAGAAGGAUGUUUUAGGCAUCUCAGGAAAAUAUUUACUGAGUUAGAGGAGUUCCGUGCUUUUGAAUUGUUACGUAGUGGUGCUGAUAGGUCAAAGUAUCUACUGAUCAAAGAAGCAAAGAUAAUUGCUAUGACUUGUACACAUGCUGCACUAAAACGCAGAGAUUUGGUUGAUGUGGGAUUCAAGUAUGACAAUAUUCUAAUGGAGGAAUCCGCUCAAAUCUUGGAAAUUGAGACAUUCAUACCACUCUUACUACAGAUAGAGGUUGAGAAGAUGUUAAAAGAAAUGAAGAGAGCCCAACAACGUGAAGUGGAAGAUACAAAAGCUCUAGAAGACAUGAUACAUCAAGUCGAAACAAACUUAGAACUUACAACGAAUUUGGCUGAAGCCGAAUAUGUGGUAGCAUUGUUUAUGUUCAUGAGAUUAAUUGGAUACCCAGCUGACAAGAUAAGCAUUCUUACUACGUAUAAUGGACAGAAACAUCUCAUACGUGAUGUCAUUAAUCAGAGGUGUGGUAACAACCCACUCAUUGGUCGGCCUAGUAAGGUGACUACUGUUGAUCGUUUCCAAGGACAACAGAAUGAUUAUAUCUUGCUAUCACUUGUUAGAACUAAGGCUGUUGGACAUCUCAGGUAA
Saccoglossus kowalevskii is the source of this 3519-nucleotide messenger RNA. Its product is annotated as RNA helicase aquarius. Gene Ontology annotation, biological process: mRNA splicing, via spliceosome. Lineage: Eukaryota; Metazoa; Hemichordata; Enteropneusta; Harrimaniidae. Gene Ontology annotation, cellular component: catalytic step 2 spliceosome. Gene Ontology annotation, molecular function: mRNA binding; helicase activity. The record is from RefSeq and is a predicted model, not a curated record.